Acipenser ruthenus (sterlet) is the source of this 1151-nucleotide messenger RNA. RefSeq names its product V-type proton ATPase 116 kDa subunit a 3-like. The coding region runs from base 334 to 1032 and encodes 232 amino acids. Gene Ontology annotation, cellular component: vacuolar proton-transporting V-type ATPase complex; proton-transporting V-type ATPase, V0 domain; plasma membrane. NCBI's taxonomy places the organism in Eukaryota, Metazoa, Chordata, Actinopteri, Acipenseriformes, Acipenseridae. Gene Ontology annotation, biological process: vacuolar acidification; proton transmembrane transport. The record is from RefSeq and is a predicted model, not a curated record. Gene Ontology annotation, molecular function: proton-transporting ATPase activity, rotational mechanism; ATPase binding. The transcript has 7 exons.
UAGUUGCACGUGAUUUUUUUUUUUGAGGAACAAAGUCACGUGAUCGUUGCUCCACAGUGAUUCCUGGAGCAGGAAAUGAAACAGAGAAAAUACCAGCAUUUCGGAUUCAUGUUCCACAUUUUAACACAGAGACACGCCAAACAGAACAAGCCGUCUUCUUUUCAGUCCUCCGAGUCUCUGAAUUGAUUUCUGCUUGAAAAUAAUCCGAAAUCGUCUCUCCCGAGUCCGCAGUCUCUUCCGAGGAGUGAGAAUAGAAGCGAUACAAACAAACGGUUUAAUUUUCUUUUUGUCCGAUUAUAAGUAGUCGAAACUAUCGAUCUUCUAAUCGCUCCAAUGGGGUCGCUGUUUCGCAGCGAGGAGGUGUGUCUCGCGCAGCUAUUCCUCCAAUCAGCUUCCGCCUACAGCUGCGUCAGCGAGCUGGGAGAGAUGGGAUUGGUGGAAUUUCGAGAUUUGAACCCCAAUGACAACGCCUUCCAGAGGAAGUUUGUGGGGGACGUGCGACGCUGUGAAGAAAUGGAGAAAACCUUCACGUUCCUGGAGCAGGAGAUCAGGCGUGCCGGCCCCUCGUUGCUGCCCGCUGUCUCCCCGGAGGCCGCCUCCUCCACCGCGGCCCCCUCCCCCCGCGACGCCCUGCGGAUCCAGGAGGAGUCGGAGCGUCUGUCCCUGGAGCUGCGGGAGGUCAGCCGGAACAGAGACUCCCUGCAGAAGCAGCUGAGAGAGGCGCUGGAAUACCAGAGCGUGCUGAGAGAGAGCCAGAGAUUCACAGAGCGAUCGGAGUCCGGUUCUCCUCUCUCGGACCCUCUCUCUGCUGUCGACGGAUACCAGUCCUUCCCCCAGAGGAUGGAUGUCCAUCUCAGUUUCACUGCCGGAAUCAUUCACCCUUGGAAAGUGAACUCUCUGGAGAGGCUCCUUUGGAGGGCGUGUCGCGGUUACGUCAUCUUCAACUUCAAAGAGAUGGACCAGCCAAUGGAGGACCCCGCUACGGAGAUUUUCUGCAUUUUAUUGCAAAACCUGGUUUCAGGGAAAUGGUGAGUGAAGUUGCAAAAUGGAAGCUUUCUCAAUAACAGACAGGGAAGUAAAAACUGCACACUGACUACAUUUAGUAGUGUGUGUGUGUGUGUGUGUGUGUCUCAGUGUGUGUGUGUGUGUCU